Molecule: messenger RNA, 2715 nt
Organism: Cololabis saira (Pacific saury)
Lineage: Eukaryota; Metazoa; Chordata; Actinopteri; Beloniformes; Belonidae
Gene: snta1
Product: syntrophin, alpha 1
Exons: 8
Coding region: 28-1491 (487 amino acids)
Cellular component (GO): neuromuscular junction; dystrophin-associated glycoprotein complex; sarcolemma
Molecular function (GO): structural molecule activity; protein binding
Source: RefSeq, a predicted model, not a curated record
UAGAGUUAUUCCAGGAAUGCGUUGAACAUGGCUGCCGCGAUGAAGGCGCAGAAAACGGGGCUGCUGGAGCUCCGAGUGACCGUGGACCGCUGGAUCCGGGUGCUGGCCACGCUCACUGAGGACUCGCUGACGGUGAACCCGGGCGAGGGCGCCGCGGAGCCGGCCAAGCCCAGCCCGAGCCCCGCCGGCGCUGUCAACGGGGACCCGCCGAACCUCGGCUCGUCCCCGGUCCCGGAAACCAUCACCAACGUGAAGCGCACCGUGCGAGUCACCAAGCAGGAUGUGGGAGGACUGGGAAUCAGUAUUAAGGGAGGAAAGGAAAACAAGAUGCCGAUCCUCAUCUCCAAGAUUUUUAAAGGUCUGGCUGCUGACCAGACCGAAGCACUUUAUGUUGGUGAUGCCAUACUGUCUGUCAACGGUUAUGACUUACGGGAGGCUACACAUGAUGAGGCUGUACAAGCACUGAAAAAAACUGGCAAAGAAGUCAUCCUUGAAGUGAAGUACAUCAAGGAGAUGUCGGCCUUCUUUAAAAGCAGCGGUUCCCCCGGAGCAGGCCUCCCGUGGGAUUCUCCCCCUUCGACACCUCAGAGGGGCACUGAGCUCUCCCAUGUGGAGGUGAAAGAGCCUCGCAGCAUCCCGCUGAAGAUAUGCCAGGUGUCACGGAAACAAUGCCCCCCAGACACAGAAAACAGGUACUUUGAGGUGAUUUCCUUCAACAGAAAGAACUCCAUGUUCCUGCGGGCGAAGGACCCGGCCAUGGCCCAGUCCUGGUACAACGCCAUCCAGGCCGGCGCCGCCAGCCUUGUGCCACACGUGAAGGAGGAGAUGAAGAGCAUGCAGCCGGGCAUGGAGGUCAAACAUCUGGGCUGGCUCACAGAGCAGGUGUCUCAUGGUCCAGAGAGAACUGUACUGGCAGUGUUGACUGACAAGGACCUGCUCCUGUAUCCCUCCUACCCGGAAAGCAAGCACAGCAUCAGCAGCCCCACCAAGAGUUAUCCGCUCAUCACCACCAGACUGGUCCACUCCGGUCCGGGAAAAACCUCGCCCCUCCUGGACUCGGAGCUGUCUUUCGGCCUGCGCUCAGGCACCAAGCAAGGGGUGGAGACUCAUGUGUUCAGGGUGGAUUCUGCAAAGGAUCUGUCCACAUGGACUCAUCUGCUUGUCGAGGGUUGUCACAAUGCCGCUGAGCUCAUCAAGGAGGUCACCACGGCCUGCAGUUGGAAUGGGAAAGAGUGCACCCUGGGAGUGCACAUCGAUGAGGGUUUUACGCUAUACACAGAAGAAAUGGGCGUCAGGAAAAGUAUUCUCCUCCAGCAGCCGUUCGAGCGCCUCCGGAUGUCCUCAGACGAUGGAGUUCGUAUGAUGUUCCUUGACUUUGGAGGCCCUGAGGCUGAAAUUCAACUGGACCUUCACUGCUGCCCCAAGACCCUCGUGUUCAUCAUCCACUCGUUCCUGUCUGCAAAGGUCAAGCGACUCGGCCUGCUGGCGUGAUGACCCCCAGCCGCCCAGAGCAUCUCUAUAGGAAUAUUCAAGGAGACAUUCAGGAUUCUUGAGGUUGGAGCCCAAGAAAUGGUGCUUGACAAGGCCCUUCUCUGCAGCUUUUCCUCGUCCUCUAAAACCCCACCAUCUCUGCUCAGACACCACGUGGUCUUACUUGUGAAGUGAAUAGCUACACGAUGGACGUUUGUUGAAUUUUGUAGUUGUGAGGUGAAAAGAUGUUUUUGCAGUUCGGUAGCCACCCGAGGGGUCUGACAUCUGUCAAAGCUGUCCGAGUAGGCCACGACACGUUUAUGAUAGCAAACUGUACCGAGUGUUUCUGAGCUUGGAGCCCUAACAGUUUCUUCCCUUUUUUUUUUCACCCAUUUAGUUCAGUUUGUUUUCAUGAGUCACAGCAGGCCUUUGUCAUCCUUUCAUCUUUCAAUCUCUGCUGUCUGCGCUGUAUGCAGACAAAACACAACGGAUGUCCUGAUUGAUGUUGGACUAACUUUUUUUUUUUUUUCUACAUGAAAACAGCUUCGGUGGAGUGACGGGACAACAUGACUGAUCCCUACACAAUCAAUCAUCCGUACUGAACAAUGUGCCGUUACAAUAACGUGCUGUCUAUGAAGACAGCGCGGUUGUAGUCGCUCUGUAAGCAACAGGAUUCUUUUAAGAUGACAUACAUGCAUUUUUCAUCGUGGCUACACACCCUUAUUUUAAUAAAAAUUCUUGUUUGAAAUAUAUUCAUAAUCUUUGGCCUAACAAAAAGAAUAACAGAAUUAUAAAAUAACCCUUAUUAUUGCGGUGUACUAGCAGUAAAUUAGAUGAAACAUUCAUAAUAAAAAGAUCAACACUUCGGUGAUAAACAUACGACGGAGUAUUAGGGCCAAACUAAGACAAAAAAAAAAAUGGAAAUUACGAAAAUAAAGUCAUAAUAAUAUGAAAAUAAAGUCGUAAAAUUACCAGAAUAAAGUCAUAAUGUUGUGAGAAUAAAGUCGUAAUAUUACGAGAAUAAAGUCGUAAUAUUACGAGAAUAAAGUCGUAAUAUUAAAUAUAUUAUAAAUACAUAAAUAUAACUUCACAAGAUGCUCAAUAUUCCUCAUUUUAACACAGGGAGAAGAUGCUCUUCCUCUUAGAGUUCUCAUAAAUUAACACUUUAUUCUCGUAAUAUUACGACUUUAUUCUCAUAAAUUACCACUUUAUUCUUGUAAUGUUACGACUUUAUUCUCGUAAUGU